ACCUCAGACUGUUCGGGACGGUGAUGUCCUUCCAACAGAUAAGAAGUUUCCCUGUACUGAGUGCGGGAAGUGUUUCUAUUUUAAAUUCAAUCUCGAUGAGCAUAAAAGAGCUCAUACAGUUGAUAAGCCGCAUUCCUGUCCUGAGUGUGGGAAAUGUUUUUUAAAGAAAGCCCAUCUUUCCUCACAUCGGAGGUCUCACACAGAAAAAAAGUCGUAUUCUUGUUCUGAGUGCGGGAAAUGUUUUUCAGGGAAGCUUGGCCUUAACAGCCAUCUGAGAUCUCACACAGGAGAGAAGCCGUAUUCCUGUUCUGAGUGCGGUAAAAGUUUUGUACGAAAAUUACAACUUGUCACCCAUCAAAUGUCUCACACAGGGGAGAAGCCGUAUACCUGUUCUGAGUGUGGGAAAUGUUUUUCAGCAAAGUCCUGCCUUUUUAUGCAUCAGAAAUUGCACACGGGGGAGAAACCAUAUUCCUGUUCUGAAUGCGGGAAAUGUUUUGUAAGGAAAGCCAAUCUUUCCACACAUCUGAGAUCUCACACAGAAGUAAAGCCAUAUUCUUGUUCUGAAUGCGGGAAAUGUUUUGCAGUAAAAUCAAAUCUUGUCAAACAUCAGAGGUCUCACAUGGAGGUGAAGCCUUUUUCCUGUUCAGAGUGCGGGAAAUGUUUUACUAGGAAGUACAGUCUUGCUAUACAUCAGAGGUUACACACGGGUGAGAAACCAUAUUCCUGUUCUGAGUGUAUGAAAUGUUUUACAGUAAAAUCAGAUUUUGUCAAACAUCAGAGAUCUCACACGGGGGAGAAGCCGUAUUCCUGUCCUGAGUGCUGGAAAUGUUUUUUUGACAAGUCCACUCUUUCUAGACAUCGGAGAUCUCACACGAGGGAGAAGCCGUAUUCCUGUGCUGAGUGAGGGAAAUGUUCCUUACUGAAGUCCUGU
Molecule: messenger RNA, 931 nt
Organism: Rana temporaria (common frog)
Lineage: Eukaryota; Metazoa; Chordata; Amphibia; Anura; Ranidae
Product: gastrula zinc finger protein XlCGF71.1-like
Exons: 1
Coding region: 359-904 (181 amino acids)
Biological process (GO): regulation of transcription by RNA polymerase II
Molecular function (GO): RNA polymerase II cis-regulatory region sequence-specific DNA binding; DNA-binding transcription factor activity, RNA polymerase II-specific
Source: RefSeq, a predicted model, not a curated record